This is a messenger RNA of Postia placenta MAD-698-R-SB12, 2799 nucleotides long. RefSeq lists its product as hypothetical. The record is from RefSeq and is a predicted model, not a curated record. The coding region runs from base 1 to 2604 and encodes 867 amino acids. Gene Ontology annotation, molecular function: nucleic acid binding. The transcript is spliced from 4 exons. NCBI's taxonomy places the organism in Eukaryota, Fungi, Basidiomycota, Agaricomycetes, Polyporales, Adustoporiaceae.
AUGGCGACCGCCACUAUGAGCCCUACACCCGCUGCAAUAUCGAGUUCCAGUGCACCCGAGAUCCAUCCGGGCCACACGCUUGCAGCAAGCACGAUAGGCCCAUCCCCAUCUCUCGAUGGCCUUUUGGUCACCUCGCCUCGAGACACAUCUCCUGACUUGUCUGGGUCGACAAGCUCGCCUAGCUCCGGGGACCUUGCGCCUGGCAGCAACGACAAUCCACCGGAGCCUGACGCCCAAAUAACUGAGGCCCUUCGCAGCAAGGACCGACUCUACGUUUUGAAACUAGGGGAACUGAUGGAGAGCUUGAUUAACGAGCGCAGAGUGAAAAUCGACCUCACCCCGGCGACAUCAUACCAGCGAAUGCUGGUUCACAGAUGUUCUGCCUAUUACAAGCUGUCACCAGAAAGCGAUGCGGCUACGAAGAGCAUCACUGUCUUCUACCGCUCCGAGAGCAGAAUUCCUGCGCGUCGGAUCAGUGAGCUUGUUCCCGCGGAGGAGUCCGCCCAACCUGCCUUCAAAAUCAUGCGGAGAGGCGCUCAGGAUGGCUCGAAGAGCCGGCAGAAUUCGCAAACGGGCUCUGUGAUCGGAGAAGACGCUGACCUGUCUGAUGACGAGUCGGGGAGCGUCGGUGGACGCAGCGCUGCUACUGGAAGCAGCACGAAACGGCACCUCACCCUGGAGGAGCGCGAGGCAGCCUACAACGAAGCGCGCUCGAGGAUAUUCAUGGGUUUCGAGGAAAAGGAGAAGGAGAAGGAGAAAGACAUGAGCGCUAAUUCCUCGACGUUCAGUCUUGUCUCGGGCUCCGGUUCUACAAGUGGAACGCGCGGCAGCAGCAUCGGUGAUCUCGACGAUUCUGCGAGCUCCGCCGCAACUGAGAGCGAGUGGUCGGGCCCGGUUACUCGAGACCGGCGGGAUAGUCGACGGGGUGGCUCAAAUGCCUCUUCCAAUCGAUCGUCAAUGCGCUCAUCUGGUGCAUCCUUCAAUAACGGCUCUGGAAGCUCCAGAAAUUCCAGGGCUACCUCACCUUCCUUCACGUAUGCGUCUCUUUAUGAACCACCCCCGCCCAUGGAUUGCCAGCCAUACGGCUCACAAGCACCCCAACCCAAUUACAUGGCCCACUACUAUUACGCGUACGGAGCAACGCCAGGUCCUAUUCCUCCUGCCACGUAUGGGUACCCGUACUACAUGCCAUACGGGUAUACUCCACCUCCUCCUGCCGACCCCGCUGCCCCAGUACCUCCUGAAUCUAUGUACCCUGCCACCCAUACGACGCCUCCGCAAGGAUCAUACAUGAGUUCAUACGCUUGGUCUCAGUCGCCGCCCAAUCAGUCAAUGCCCCCGCCAUCUUCCACCCAGCCUCGAAGUCCCGGAGGCACAGGCGUCAGUCUUCCACAUCACCCAUCGCAGUCAGCUUCUUCCCAACCUCAAAAUAUCGUCCAGGCACAAUACUACACGUAUCCCCCACAAUUUAAUCCGUACUCGAUGCAGGGGUACCACCCCCCUCCACCGGUUUAUCCGAAUCCUUACGGCCCACCUACAGGCCCGUUACCGGGACAGCAGAUAUACGUGCCUGAUCCAACGCAUGCAUCUGGGUACAUGAAUGGCAAUGGUGCAGAUAGUAGCAACCAUAGCCGUGCUUCAUCCAGGAGCAGCAACGGGCAUAGGCGUGGUGCUCCUCGCGCACGGGGUUCCUGGAGCUACGGGCCUGGCGCGGGUAACAACGGCUAUUCCUUCAAUAUGAAUGGACACGGGGCAGGGGGAGCUGAAGUCGGUCCGCGGCUGAGUUCAACAUUCAGGAGAACAUCCAGCGGAAGUGGAAGCGCUGGAGCGAGAACACCAGGCGACGAAGCGUCUUCGACUGCGUCAUCCACAUCCUCUUCAUCUCGUCAAACUUAUACAUCCACGUCAUCAAAGCAUCCACUUCCGCCUCGACCAGACUGGGCAGUUGGCCUGAAGGCGCAACCCGGAUUGCACCCGCCCCGACAUCAUGACCACAACAACACGAAUUCCCGAACCUUGUCACCCGCUCGGCCGGGCGGCCCACUGCACCUUACAACCCCACAUCAGUCCCAGCCUGUCUUGCAGUCAACCGACUUUCCACCAUUGUCCUCCUCCUCUGCGCCAGAGAAGCGACUUCCAGUCGUAAGCGGCGCGUGGCAGAACCCCUCGUCAACGCGGUCCAUCAUAAUGCCCGGUCCGCAGGGUAACCCCAACGGCUCCGUGCUCGUGCAUUACCCUAAUAUACCGCAAACCACAGCAGCGAACUCGAGCGUUACGGCACGUUUAGACGACUCGGACGCCAGCUUCGAGCGACCGCCUCCCAAGGGCAAUACCGAGUUAUUCAACCCUAAGGGUAAUUCGCGCACAGCCGUAUCUAUCAACGGGAAUGGGACAAGUACAGCGGGACAGGCGGAAUUGAAGGACGGGCCAAAAGACAAAGUUCGCCCCACGGGUGAUGCGGCUGACAGCGGGAUCCCGGAGAAGUUGGGUUCAAUGUCCCUUGAAGAGCCUCCCGCUGCUGUAGGCUUCAUGCAGAGGCCGUCAUCGGUAGUGCCCCCGUCGACGGACGCUCUGGAUUCUGCGGUGCAAGUAGAUUCAUUAUAAGAACUCUGUAUCCGCCGCUCGCGGGCCACGUCUCGUGUCGCACUGCUGUCGGGACGUUGUCGUUAGGCUGUCGCAUGUAGUCUCUAGCUAGCAUCAGCUAAUGUACUGCGAGUACUAUAUCGUUGUGUGCGUAUUCCACCGUGUUGUAUUCACGUAUCUUGAGAGUAACUUAGAGAAUAUACAAUUGUAAUGUGC